Molecule: messenger RNA, 2452 nt
Organism: Metopolophium dirhodum (rose-grain aphid)
Lineage: Eukaryota; Metazoa; Arthropoda; Insecta; Hemiptera; Aphididae
Product: fatty acyl-CoA reductase wat-like
Exons: 12
Coding region: 325-1917 (530 amino acids)
Biological process (GO): long-chain fatty-acyl-CoA metabolic process
Cellular component (GO): peroxisome
Molecular function (GO): alcohol-forming very long-chain fatty acyl-CoA reductase (NADP+) activity
Source: RefSeq, a predicted model, not a curated record
UGUUGAUGCGGAUCCCACCGUAUAGUCAGUUCCACCAGAGCGACCGGACUGUGCACGGGCGGCUGCAAACCUCACGAUUUCAAACGAUUUUCUGUUUCGAUUUUUUUAUAUUUUUUACUCGAAUGUUGUACUUUUGUCUGUUGCUUGGAUAGAUUAUUGUCGCGAAUUUUUUCCAGAGCAAACACCAAACAGUAUAUUAUUUAGUCCUGUAUUAAACAAUAUCAUAAUAUAUAACGAAACAGUAUAACGUUGCAAAUAACGAGAGUUUAAGCACCAAACCGUAGAGGUCCCGAACACAAUAUUAUUGAACGAGGAUUGUACAGGAUGCCUGCCGACAUUGCAGUGAUGGAUAAUUUCGACUCGAACAGCCAGAGCACAGCUCAUGGCCUUUCGGAAAUUCAAUCUUUUUACAAUGGUACGACGGUUUUUUUGACUGGCGCCACUGGAUUUGUGGGCAAUUUAAUACUGGAAAAACUAAUCAGAACUUGUUCUGGAGUUAAAAAAAUUUAUGUCUUGAUCAGGGAGAAAAAAGGAAAAACUACAGAAGAAAGGUUUAAAGAGCUCUUCAAUGACCCAGUAUUUGAAUUAAUGAAAAAAGAACAACCCAACUAUUUAGAAAAGAUCACAGCGGUAAUCGGUGAUUGUUGUUUGCCAAAUUUAGGGAUACAAGAGCAACAUAGGAACAUAAUGAAAAAUGAAGUUAACAUUGUUAUACACUCCGCCGCUACAGUAAGAUUCGACGAGCAUUUAAGAAAAGCAGUUAAUAUCAAUAUAAUCGCCUUGAAGGAUAUGCUGAAAAUGAGCCAAGGAAUGAGAGACUUAAAGGCUUUCGUUCAUAUUUCAACAGCUUAUUCGAAUUGCGCCGGGAGAAAAGUUGUGGAUGAGGUGUUCUACAAGCCACCGAUAUCUGGAGACAAUUUAUUUCAGCUCGUGAACAGUCUUGACGAUGACUACAUCGAUAUAAUUACUCCUUCAUUGUUGAAGGAGUGGCCAAACACAUAUGCGAUGACAAAAGCAAUUGCCGAAGGUGAAAUCGAAGCACACGGCAAAGGGUUACCAAUCGGAGUGAUAAGGCCGUCGAUGAUCGUGGCCACCGACAACGAACCGGUCCAAGGGUGGAUCAACAACAUCUACGGACCGACAGGGGUCGUCGCGGCCACCGGUGUUGGACUCAUGAGGUGCAUGUGCGCCGAUUCCGAUCAAAUAGCCGACAUCGUGCCCGGAGAUUUCAUCAGCAACGCCGUUGUGGCCUCCGCCUGGGACAUCCACAACCAAUGGAAAAAGCAUAAAAACUCCAAUUGUGAAGUUGAAGUAGACGGUUUGAAUAAGGAACAGUUCGUGCCACCAAUUUACAAUGUCGUUUCUUCGAGCUCUAACCCAUUGACAUGGGGAGAAUUUUCGGCGUUCAACAAAAAAUAUGGAUGCCACACACCUUCUAUAAAAGCGAUCUGGCCAUUUAUGUUGAGGCUUACCAAAAACAAAUACGAAUAUACAAUUUUGUGUUUUCUCCUCCACAUCUUACCCGCGUUCAUUAUCGAUUCCUUAGCCAAACUAACGGGAAGAAAGCCACAAUUAUUGGAUGGUUACAAGAAAAUGCACAAAUUCUCCGAAGUCAUAGCGUACUUCGCACUACAAUCGUGGACGUUCCACGACAACAACACAAAGUCGCUAAUAAAAAAGCUGUCCAAACUGGACCAGUCCCUGUUUAGGUUCGACGUGGCCAAAUUAGACUGGAACGAGUAUUUCAAAAAACACGUGUUGGGCAUUCGACUGUACAUCUUUAAAGAUCCAAUGGACACCGUGCCGGAAGCGUUAAGACGAAAUACAAAAUUGUACAUGAUUCACUACACGUUAAUGUCCUUUUUGGUGGCAUUAUUGAUGUUAGUAGUUUAUGGACUGUUCCUACUAUUCGUGUAGGUAAUUCAAAUCUCUGUUGUGCCCUAAAUGGUAAUUAUAAUAAUCGUACAUAACAAACAAAAUAUAUAUUUACUGUAAUAUUAUGUACUCGUUCUAAUAUGUACUUAUAUUGGUACAUUUAUCGCCUAAUUAUUGUGAAUUUUGUUUUGUAUCUCAUUACGAUGUACCUAUUUUACUUUUACUCAAAUUUGUAUAAAUUUAUGAACAUUUUUAUACUAAAAUUUAUUUAAAAUUUAAUAACUUCAUUUUUUCAAUACCUACACUAUAAUAUCUAUAGGUACUGUUAUUAUCAAUUCUACAAACUCGUUCUUGUAUGCACGCACGUAUUCUAUAUUAUAAUAUUAUGUAGGUAUAAUGUCUCUGAUUUAUUGUAAGUACAAUUAAUAAUAUUAUUAUUAUUGUCAAUAUUGAAUUAUUGUAUAUAUAUAAAAUGCCUAGUUUUAAAACGUAGGCAGUUUAUAUUAUGUCAUUGAUUUUAAGAUUAUUGUGUGUAACUUAAAAGACUUUUAGUUAUUAUGUACCUAAAUUAUUAUAA